AUGAAGACAGCUGCUCAGACCACCACUUUGUGCAGAGCACAAUUCAGUGCCCGGCGCCACAAUUCCUACGGCCCGAGACGAGUCACAUCUCAACAAGGAACUACUGCAGGAGGAGAUCAAGAACAUUCGUCUGGACCUUCCAGCAGUCUUUGCAACCACACCGGACAUCGAUACCUUUGUAACGCAGUUGACAGCGAUGCUGCAGGAUGCUGUGCACAGAGCUACUCGGUACCACCGGCACACGCAGCCUGUCUUUACCGUGUGGAACGACAGACUGGCAGAAUCCGGUCUGCACUGAACAAGGUCCGUCGCAAACUGAGGCAGACACAGAACCAGCUCACCCACACCAUCCUGGCGGUCACUGCCAAGGAGCUGCGGAAAAGAUACCGCAACGAAAUAUACGCGGCAAAGGUGGAAGCAUGGCGGACCUUUGUUAGCAAGAAGAGCGCGUGGGGCAAGCCCUACCGCGUGCUCAAGAACAAACGAGCUAACAAAGGAGUUCCCAUGCUGACUAAGCCAGAUGGUAGCAGGUGUGUCUCGCCUCAAGAAUCCCAUCAAUCGCUACUGGAGAGCAAGUUUGGGACGGACACCUGUAUGCGGCCUGACAUCAAUCACCCACUGCCAGAAGGACCAGCUCCAUCUGUCACAGCUGAGCAACUUGCCGGAUCAUUCGAAAGCUCCUGGGCCGGACAAUAUCCCAAACUGUGUGCUGAAGCUGCUUCACCGCUUCCAUCCUGGGAUACUGCCAGCCCUGUUCACCGCCUGCCUCACCUCCGGACACUUCCCACUACCAUGGAAGCGUGGCCGCGUAGUGUUUCAUCCCAAAGCCACAGAAGGAUCCAACACAGGCUGACUCCUACUCGAGGUGGUUCUGAACCAGGAGCUGGUUCAACACCUCGAGUCAGAAAAGCUGCUGCACGAUGCCCAGUAUGGUUUCCGCCAACACCGAGGGACAGAGGAUGCCGUGCACGAUGCUUUGGACAAGAUUGCCGACUGCCGCGCUGA
This is a messenger RNA of Ilex paraguariensis (yerba mate), 1005 nucleotides long. Lineage: Eukaryota; Viridiplantae; Streptophyta; Magnoliopsida; Aquifoliales; Aquifoliaceae. The record is from the annotation of a GenBank genome assembly.